GUGUUGAGCUGCAGGCAACAAAACAAAGCUGCAUAAUAUCUGGCAAAGUAUGACGAGACAAAUGAAUGGCCAUUCCACCUUGGAGGAGCUGAUGAAGCCGGACAAAUGCUCUCCAGAUACUGCUGAGGACAUGGAACCAGCAGAGAGCUUCAUCCAACAAGCCAUGGAAAUAAUUAUUCAAGAAGCAGUGAAAAAAGGAACAAACGUCAAAGAGAAGGUUUGUGAGUGGCGGCCCCCUGAGCAGCUGAAAGAGCUGCUGGACCUGGAGCUGAAAGACACAGGAGAGCCUGAGUCCAAGAUACUGCAGCGUUGCAGGGACGCCAUCAGAUACAGCGUCAAGACCAGUCACCCUCGUUUCUUCAACCAGUUGUUUGCGGGGAUGGAGCCUCAUUCCAUGGUGGCAAGUUUCAUUACUGAGGCAAUAAAAACCAGCCUGUACACGUAUGAGGUGGCCCCAGUAUUCACUUUGAUGGAGGAUGCUGUACUAAAGACGAUGAUGGAGCUGAUAGGCUGGAAGGACGGAGGGGAUGGACUCUUUAAUCCAGGGGGAUCGAUGUCCAACAUGUAUGCUGUAAAUUUAGCACGGUAUUACUACUGUCCAGAUUUUAAAGAGACUGGGAUCUACGGUUCUCCACGGCUAGUCAUGUUAACGUCUCAGGAGAGUCAUUACUCCAUCGCUAAAGCAGCAGCUUUGCUGGGAUUAGGCACCAAGAAUGUUUAUGUUGUGCCUUCUGAUAGCAGGGGGAAAAUGAUUCCAUCCGCUCUGGAAGAAAAAAUACAUCUGGCAAAAAGUGAGGGUGCGGUUCCUUUCAUCGUAAAUGCCACAGCCGGAACAACCGUGUUUGGCGCUUUUGAUCCCAUUGAUGAGAUUGCCGACAUCUGCCAGAAGCACAACCUGUGGCUGCAUGUGGAUGCAUGCUGGGGUGGAGGUGCUCUGAUGUCUAAGAAGCACAAGCACUUAUUAAAGGGCAUCCACAGGGCCAAUUCUGUUGCCUGGAACCUUCACAAAAUGUUGAUGGCUACCCUGCAGUGCUCGGCUUUCCUGGUUCGAGACAAGAGCUGUCUCCUCCAGCGUUGCCACUGUGCCGGGGCGUCCUACCUCUUCCAGCAGGACAAGUUCUACGAUGUGAGCUACGACACCGGGGACAAGUCGGUCCAGUGCAGCAGGAAGCCAGACGCUUUCAAGUUCUGGCUCAUGUGGAAAGCUGUGGGGACCAGAGAGCUGGAGAACAGGGUGGACAGAGCCCUCGAAAUGGCCAGGUAUCUUGCACAAGAGAUCAAAAAAAGAGAAGGAUUCAGAUUGGUAAUAGAGCCUGAGUUUGCAAAUGUUUGCUUCUGGUACAUCCCACCAAGCUUGAGGAACCUACCGGAUGGCCCCGAGCUGCGGAAAAAGCUACACGCUGUGGCGCCAGUAGUUAAGGAGCGCAUGAUGAAGUCUGGUACUAUGAUGAUUGGCUAUCAGAAGCAUGGGGACAAGCCCAACUUUUUCCGGAUGGUUGUCAUCAGCCCUCAGGUGAAAAGGCAGGAUUUGGACUUCGUCCUGGAGGAGAUACACCGUCUGGGGAAGGACUUGUAAUGUGUUUCCAUCAAGAGCUUUUUGUUCGUCUGCAAUAGAUGGACUUGAACUGUAUUUUCUGGCAACCAAAGAACCAACAGAAAUGAGAGUUGGAACAGCCUGUACCAUCAAUUGGGCAAAUCCUGUUAAGAUCUGGUGAUCUGUACAUGUUUGAUCAUUUUUCUACUGUUUAUCUAUACAAAAGCAAUAGAUGAGCUGAAAUGUAUCCAAAUAUUGAUUCAAUCUAAAGAGAAAUAGGUGCUUAAUUGUGCUGUCUCUAAAUGUGAUGUCUUUUAAAUUUUGAAAUGGAAAGUCAACUCCAGCUUCCUUUUGAUAUUUAUUGUGUUGUGGAUUUAAUUCCACAAAUUCUUUUUGUCAUUAUUAGUUGUAGUAGCAUUUGUUGCUGCUUUACUUUUUUCCAUCCAAGCUUGUGCAAAACAGCACUGUCUUAUAAAGCUUAUAAAAGCA
Fundulus heteroclitus (mummichog) is the source of this 2023-nucleotide messenger RNA. Its product is annotated as acidic amino acid decarboxylase GADL1. The record is from RefSeq and is a predicted model, not a curated record. Gene Ontology annotation, cellular component: cytoplasm. NCBI's taxonomy places the organism in Eukaryota, Metazoa, Chordata, Actinopteri, Cyprinodontiformes, Fundulidae. Gene Ontology annotation, biological process: carboxylic acid metabolic process. The transcript has 15 exons. Gene Ontology annotation, molecular function: carboxy-lyase activity; pyridoxal phosphate binding. The coding region runs from base 50 to 1576 and encodes 508 amino acids.